Corticium candelabrum is the source of this 747-nucleotide messenger RNA. RefSeq names its product transmembrane emp24 domain-containing protein 5-like. The coding region runs from base 1 to 747 and encodes 248 amino acids. Gene Ontology annotation, cellular component: Golgi apparatus; endoplasmic reticulum-Golgi intermediate compartment; COPII-coated ER to Golgi transport vesicle. Lineage: Eukaryota; Metazoa; Porifera; Homoscleromorpha; Homosclerophorida; Plakinidae. The record is from RefSeq and is a predicted model, not a curated record. The transcript is spliced from 4 exons. Gene Ontology annotation, biological process: intracellular protein transport; Golgi organization; endoplasmic reticulum to Golgi vesicle-mediated transport.
AUGAGUCUUCACAUACUCGUUGCAUUUUUGUCAACUCCCUUCUUUGCCCACCUACAACCGGAUUACGAGGACACAAUAGAAGUUCACGGCCCAGGAACGUCGUUUUCAUUGCGUUUACCGCCUGGCAUCAAGGAGUGUUUUUAUCAACGCGUCGAACAAGACCAGACUCUAGACGUCGAAUUCCAAGUAACGAAAGGAGGUAAUCUUGACAUCGACUAUUUUGUUAGAAAUCCAAGGAGGAAGAUAAUAUUGAUGAUGUCCCGGAUUACGAACUCUUGGGAUUACAACCAGUUUAGUCAGGUGUCAAGUAAACAGAUGUUUCUGUCGAUUGGUGUGGCAUCAACAAUGGAGGAAGGGGCUGGUAUGGAACUGGCUGAGAACGAACCAAAUGAAUUUGUUAAAAUUUCAGAAGCACUUGACAAGAUCGAGGUAGCAUUGUACCGUGCUGAACACACACAGAUGUUACUCGUUGCUCACGAGAGUAGAGACGUUUUUCUGGUAGAGAGUAACAAUGUAAUGGUUCCAUUCUGGACCGUCAUUAAAUCGUUAGUAAUUUUUCUAGCGACAUGUAUUGAGUUUGUGCGUGCUCAACACAAAGCAUCACAGACUGCCAUAAACCAAUCUUGCCUUCAUGUGUAUGGCAGUUUGCACAGACGUGAAAAUUUUAAUUCUUGUGAUCACUACUCUAGGGUAGAACUAUGGGACCAGUCAUUGGCACAGGGUAGAGUAGGAGCUUGUGUUUUGUAA